AUGGGAGCCACUGCCAACAUCACUCACCAGCUGACUUUCUCCUCCUUCUUCCUUGUGGGUCUCCCGGGGCUGGAGAAUGAGCAGGUUUGGAUCUCCAUCCCCUUCUUCUUCACCUACCUCACGGCUCUCUUGGGGAACGCCACUCUCUUGUGGGUCAUCUGGACGGAAUCCAGCCUGCACAAGCCCAUGUACUUUUUCCUUUCCAUGCUGGCUUUGACGGACAUGGCAUUGCCAACGUGCAUCGUCCCCAAGAUGCUGACCAUCUUCUGGACGGGGACCCAAGAAAUCACCUUUGUCGCCUGCCUGGUGCAGAUGUUCAUGAUCCACGCCCUUUGCGCAGUAGAGUCGGGGACGCUAACCGCCAUGGCUUACGACCGAUACGUGGCCAUCUGCGCCCCGCUCAGCUAUACUUCCCUGCUGACUGCUAACACUGUGGCUAAGCUGGGGGCUGCCAUCGCCAGCCGGGCCUUGAUCAUUGUCCUGCCUUUCCCUUUUCUAGUUAAGAGGCUGCCAUUUUGCCACGCUCGCCUCAUCUCCCACUCCUACUGUGAGCACAUGGCCGUGGUUAAACUGGCGUGUGGAGACACCACGCCCAACAACCUCUACGGGCUGAUUCUCUCCCUUGUCAUAGUCGGUGCGGACCUGAGCUUCAUCUUCGUCUCCUACGGCCUGAUCCUGCAUGCUGUCUUCCGGUUGCCCUCGGUGGAAGCCCGGCGGAAGGCCCUGGGCACCUGUGGAGCCCACGUGGGGGUCAUCGUGAUUCUCUACACUCCUGGAGUGUUUUCUUUCCUCUGCCACCGCUUUGGCCACAAUGUCCCCCACCACGUCCACAUCUUCCUUGCCAACAUCUAUCUGGUGGUGCCAGCCAUGCUCAACCCCCUUGUCUAUGGAGCCAAGACCAAGGAGAUCCGGGACCGGGUAUUGAAGGCACUGCAGAUGGCAAAGAGAUUCCUGUAG
This is a messenger RNA of Heteronotia binoei (common prickly gecko), 957 nucleotides long. RefSeq names its product olfactory receptor 52D1-like. Gene Ontology annotation, molecular function: olfactory receptor activity; G protein-coupled receptor activity. Gene Ontology annotation, cellular component: membrane. The record is from RefSeq and is a predicted model, not a curated record. Gene Ontology annotation, biological process: G protein-coupled receptor signaling pathway. The coding region runs from base 1 to 957 and encodes 318 amino acids. The transcript is spliced from 2 exons. NCBI's taxonomy places the organism in Eukaryota, Metazoa, Chordata, Lepidosauria, Squamata, Gekkonidae.